This is a messenger RNA of Gastrolobium bilobum, 1378 nucleotides long. RefSeq names its product ribulose-phosphate 3-epimerase, chloroplastic. The record is from RefSeq and is a predicted model, not a curated record. Gene Ontology annotation, molecular function: metal ion binding; D-ribulose-phosphate 3-epimerase activity. The transcript is spliced from 10 exons. Gene Ontology annotation, biological process: pentose-phosphate shunt; carbohydrate metabolic process; pentose-phosphate shunt, non-oxidative branch. The coding region runs from base 98 to 937 and encodes 279 amino acids. NCBI's taxonomy places the organism in Eukaryota, Viridiplantae, Streptophyta, Magnoliopsida, Fabales, Fabaceae. Gene Ontology annotation, cellular component: cytosol.
UCAUUAUUCACAGUUCGCACCACACCAUACACUUCUCAAGGAAGGAUUGCACAGAGAGAGAGAGAGAGAGAAAAGGUCGAAACUUUGAAGCCAAAAGAUGGCUGCAACUUCCUUGUGUUCAUCAACCCUCCAAUUCCAGAUCAAUGGACUCUACCUUCACAAAACGUCUCUUUUCCAUCCCCGUUCCCUCACUUUCUCCAGGAGGAAAAUUUCAACCAUGGUGAAGGCUUCAUCCCGUGUUGACAAGUUUUCAAAAAGCGAUAUCAUUGUUUCUCCAUCUAUUCUUUCUGCUAACUUUGCGAAAUUGGGAGAACAGGUGAAAGCAGUGGAGUUGGCUGGUUGUGAUUGGAUUCAUGUUGAUGUGAUGGAUGGUCGCUUUGUUCCAAAUAUUACAAUUGGACCUCUUGUGGUUGAUGCAUUGCGCCCUGUGACAGAUCUUCCUUUGGAUGUACACCUGAUGAUUGUAGAACCUGAAGAACGGGUGCCAGAUUUUAUCAAGGCAGGGGCUGACAUAGUCAGCAUUCAUUGUGAACAAUCUUCCACCAUCCAUUUACAUCGUACAAUUAAUCAAGUGAAAAGCCUGGGAGCUAAAGCUGGAGUUGUCUUAAACCCUGGUACCCCACUCAGUGCAAUAGAAUAUGUCCUUGAUGUGGUUGAUUUGGUCUUAAUUAUGUCCGUAAAUCCCGGCUUUGGUGGCCAAAGUUUUAUUGAGAGUCAAGUAAAGAAAAUUUCUGAUUUGAGAAGAUUAUGUGUGGAGAAGGGAGUGAAUCCAUGGAUUGAAGUGGAUGGUGGAGUUGGUCCCAAAAAUGCUUUCAAGGUGAUUGAGGCUGGAGCCAACGCAUUGGUUGCUGGUUCCGCUGUGUUUGGAGCUAAAGAUUAUGCUGAAGCUAUAAAAGGAAUCAAAACCAGCAAAAGACCUGAACCAGUUGCUGUUUGAAAUGCCUCCAUGGUGUCCUAUACAUUUUACGCUCCAAUACAAUAGUCAUGAAUAAGCAGGCCUAUUAGGCAUUAUUAUGUUGCCUGGCUUGCUGUCACCACCGGUAAUUGCUCCUCUCUGGAAUUAACUUCAAGAGAUCCGUCCAAGCCUCUGCUGCUGUGAUCCGUAGUUUGUGUAUAAUCUUUUGGUGUAUCAGAACAAGUUUAGUUCAGGAUAAGCCAUCUACUCUGUAUCAGCUUGUAACUUCUCAUUUGUGAUCUCCCAUAUUGUAAAGCAAUUAUGCUUUCUACCAAUACCAAGGUUUGAAGAAAACCAGCUAAAAUCAUUGUAUGUUUUUUUUUCUCAAGGUUGAUGCCAUUUUGUUUCAUCCUUUUUCAAACACUGUCAAUAGGACAUUCCUUGUCCUCUGCACUUCUAUAUGCUAAUCGGGAUUCAAAUGUG